Molecule: messenger RNA, 992 nt
Organism: Carassius carassius (crucian carp)
Lineage: Eukaryota; Metazoa; Chordata; Actinopteri; Cypriniformes; Cyprinidae
Gene: rnf11a
Product: ring finger protein 11a
Exons: 3
Coding region: 381-821 (146 amino acids)
Source: RefSeq, a predicted model, not a curated record
ACCCACUUCCGGUCCAAGAGUUUGUAAACAAUGAAAGAGGAUAUGGAGUCGUCAAGAGGUCUUACCUAAAAAUAUUGCUCUGUACAGGCCAUAAUAAAUGGAUAUUACAUGUCAUACCUGUCGAGCACACCCGUUAGUAUUAAACCAACCUGGACGUAUCGGUUCUCAAGGAUUCCCGCUCUUUUAAACGUCCUUCUUGUGUGUGUGAGAAUCGGACCGCUGGCUAGCGACGCGGUUGUUUUUCUACACACUAGACAGACAUCAGACACAACGGCCUGCAGGAACGACGGACCCUAAACACAACCGAGGACUGGCGAGUCUUUCAAAGGCCACCUAGACGUGUUUCUGUCGUGUUUGUCGUGUGGUGCAGGCUCAGCUCGAUGGGGAACUGUCUGUCUUCUCAAGGCGCUGAUGAUCUGUCCCUGCUCAACGAGUCCGAGGGGGCGAGUCUGCCCGGAGAGCCUCCGCCGCCCUACCAGGAGCGGGCGCAGGUGCCAGUGUACCAUCCCACACCCAGUCAGACGCGGCUGGCCACUCAGCUGACGGAGGAGGAGCAGGUCCGUAUCGCUCAGCGCAUUGGCCUCAUCCAACACCUGCCCCGAGGGGUCUUCGACCCAGGCACAGAGCCAUCCGACAAGAAGAUCAAAGAGUGUGUGAUCUGCAUGAUGGACUUUGAGUAUGGCGACCCGAUCCGGUUCCUGCCCUGCAUGCACAUCUAUCACGUGGACUGCAUUGAUGCCUGGCUCAUGCGCUCCUUCACUUGCCCUUCCUGUAUGGAGCCCGUCGAUGCUGCGCUGCUGUCUUCCUACGAGACUAACUGAGAGUGCCUGCUGAAAAACCGAGAGACGUGCCAAUGAGUCUGCCAAGAGCCCCGAAAUGUCUGGGACAGUAGAUUGAACAAAUGAAGGUGGUGUGACUCUGUGUCUGUGCAGAGACUGUAAAAAUGUCCAGUGCUAAACAAUAAAACCCCCUGGAAGGAUGUUUAAAACCUC